Messenger RNA from Leptinotarsa decemlineata (Colorado potato beetle), 1236 nucleotides. Its product is annotated as androgen-induced gene 1 protein. Gene Ontology annotation, cellular component: endomembrane system; membrane. Lineage: Eukaryota; Metazoa; Arthropoda; Insecta; Coleoptera; Chrysomelidae. The record is from RefSeq and is a predicted model, not a curated record.
UACAAAAUUGCAAUCUUGCCUUACCAAAAGAUAUCACUCGGGAGCAUUUCUACGACCGUGGUAGAAUUAAAAAAAAUAAUGAACUUUGGACCUUGCCAUAUAAUUUAUCGGAACUGAUUCAGAUUCACAUUCACCGUGACCUCGUUUCCAAAUAUAUCAACAUUUUGGUCAAAGAGGUGAAGUUUGUUAAAAUAUUUCUUGAUAACAUAACGUGAGAUGAUAUUAUGAACUAGCGCAGAAAUCUCGAUAGUGAUUUAACAAGUGAAUAUGGGUGUUCGAGAGAUUUUUCACUUUGUGGCUGCCGUACAUUUUUGGGGUGGAUGUUAUUAUGAUUGGAAUUACGUGAAGAUCCCAGCACACGUUCAUAAUAUGGGAGAAUCUUUCGGCUUCAGUGGCAAGCUAAAAUUCUUAACAUACUGGAAUGCGCUCCUUCAAGCAACAUUCUUCACCGUUUGUCUUUUGAACGACUUCAUUGGCACCAAUGAAAAUAUACCAAAAAGGAUUCCUUUAAUUAGAAAAGUCAAAGAUACGCUGAUGACAAGUUUAGCCCUACCCCUCUCGCUGUUUGUUGCCUUGACUUUCUGGGGAAUAUAUUGCAUAGAUAGAGAGCUGAUCCUGCCAAAAGCAAUAGCACCCUACUUUCCUGACUGGCUCAAUCACUUGAUGCACACCAACAUAGCAAUAUUCAUUUUGAUAGAGCUCUUCAUAUCUUUCAGAAAGUACCCAACGAGGAAACAAGGACUGAGGGUGCUGUGCAUCUUUAUGUUGAUCUAUCUCGUGUGGGUCCAUGUCAUAAACUACUACACUGGUUUUUGGGUUUACCCAAUUUUAACAGUUCUAAAUGUACCAUCACGGAUAGUCUUCUUUGCUGUGCUUUUAAUUUUUAUAGUAUUAUUAUAUAUUGCAGGUGAAACUUUGAAUAAUUUAGUGUGGAGAAAGCAACUGAAAGCUUUGAAAAUGUCUUAAGAAAUUUCGUGUGGUUAAUGUAGUACAAAUUUGCAGUGACAAUAAUUACCUUGUCUACAUUCUGAUCAAUUUUUAGUAAAAUUAUUCGAAAUUAGUGGAAUAAGUAGCAACUGAACAAAUUUUUAAUUUAUUGUAUUUUAUGUGGAUAGCAAUGAAUUUGACAAUUGUUUUUGUCACUCAGCUUAUAUUAAAUUGAUAUUAUUUUAAAUAGGUGGGAAGGUAUGAAUUUGCACUUUUAUAGUCGAAAAAAUACAAUUUUUUAUCACUGUU